AUGGAUCCGUCCACGAUAUCCCCGGACCUCCCAGAUCGUGCUGCCUCCGCUGAAGCCAGUUCAACCCGGCCGAAUCCCUUUGAUGACGGUGAUAUCUCGUCUCGCAAGCGCCGGCGCACGUCUCUCUCCGGAUCACCUACAAACUCCCUCGAUACCGUGAACCCGCUCCACGAUUCCUCGAGCUCUACCACUCUCGACACUGAUCCCCUCGUCCCCAGCCGUGACUCGGCUGUAGAAGCUCGGCCAGAACCUGUCGCGCCAAAGACCCCCGAGCCUGGCACCUCGAUGCGCGAGCCACCCACCGAGCCUCCGUCCAGCAUGGUUACUAUUAACCUUAGGAACGCGCCCCAGAGUGACUCGUCGUCUUCCUCGCCCCCAUCUCCUUCACCUGCCGCCCAGCCCCCUGCGACCGAUGCCGUCACCGAUGUUGCGACCGACGACGUCAAGGCCAGUGUUGAAGACUCCGAGGUCGACAUGGUGCCGGUUCCUGCCCAGAGUACCGAUACCUCCAAGUCCGCCUCUUCACAUUCAACAAGCCCGCCAAUCGAGAUUAUCACAGUGCCGUCAGAUGAUGAUGACAUGGCUUCCGAUCAUAUGAGCGUUGGAGUUUCCAUCGUUGGGGAUGACCCUAUCCUGAUCGAUCCUAUCCAUGACUUCCCCUUUCAUGAUCCCGAAGAAACCACCGAAUCGACAGUGGAACGACUGGCAAACUAUCUUUCAACUCAAUCUCCAAUUGAUGAAGGCGUUGUCGACAAGGUUCAGCAAUGGCUAGAAAGGUACCUCAGAUACAUCAGAGACGUCGACCAGCAAUCUGCCAUCGACUCAUGCCGACAAAAUUUGGGGUUUUGGGUUACAUUCCCCGAAAUCUUUCACGCAAUGGCAUGUCGCAAGCCAUCAAUGUUGAAAGCACAUGGAUUGCGCGGCGUUACUCUGGCGUUUUUCGCUGGAUUCGCCAAGCUGACGGCCUGGUUCAUCGAAUCUGACAUUCGUGCUCUGCAAGAGUUUUCGGCUACGCAGACGGAUCAAAAACAGCGUCCACCUACUCUAUUGUCUCCUCUUUACCUCGACCGCUUGCAUAUGAUGACUGGGGCGCCUUUCUACGACGAGCAAACUGGUAACGCCGAUCUUUCAUCCCCUAGUCUGGAAGAUGUGUCAUACGUGAUCAAGGAAUUUCAGGAAAGUCAAGGUGGAAGCCUCAGUUGCCUGCUCCAGCUGGUCAGGUGUCUGGUGGAUCAUAUCUCCAACUUCCCUCGAUGGACUGAUGAGCUAUCCUCGAUAUGUCUGGUUGCAGCAGAUAUCAUGACAGAUGCAAGCUUCGCCUCGGGCAGCCCAGGACUCCCCCCCAUGGCCAAACAACGGCUAGAAGUUGGUCAUGUCCUCUACGACCUGGUCUCAGAUACCCUCGUAAGGAUGGUUGAAAAGCAGCCGACGCAGUUGAAUGCCGAUAAAGUCUCAACUAGUGUUCGGGCUCUCACAAACAUGAUCAAAUCGAGCCUUCAGGGCGAACAUGAAGCUGCAACUCAGCUACUAAUCGAGCAUCGACAGGCGCACCCCCAGCUCCCAGUCAACUACACUAUUGAGGCAAUCGCUUGGGAGCGACGUCUUGGGCUCUUGAACAAGCUGAUAAGGUCAAGUCAGAUGCAACUCCGUGUUGUGGGUGUCACCCAGAUGUGUGGUGACCUGGUCUCCUGCUGGAGACGCCAUUGUGAUAGCGGAGACGAUGGCAGCAUACUCCACCUCAACCAUCUCGCGGAAUACCUGCUCCAGACCGGACUCAUAGAGUACAUCCUCGGCUCUAACUGUCAUCCAGAGAUCACUCUUGAGGGCGCCAACAUCGUGGGCUUCUUGGUAGUGACCAAGAUGUACCGGGAGGAGCACAUCAAUAUGAUAUGGCAAGGUAUCACAUCCGGCCAAGAUCCUCGCACCGCAGAUGCUCUCACUCGCAUGGUGACAAAUAUCACAAACCUUUUCGACUACGCCGGUCUUCUAUUUUUCUGCGACAAAUUUCAGGCCCUUCCCAUGGAUGGCUUCACUCCCUCCAUCCGAAUGCUUUGGGAGACCGUCAUUAGGCACAUGGUUACAAGAUCACAAGUCGAUCGACCGGGACUGAGCUUUCAUCCCUACAACUUGUGCUUACGGCUGCUCAGAGAAUCGUCAGUUUGCACAUCCGGAUCACAAGUCGCAUAUCCCGACAUGCAGCACGCAGCGAUGCAGAAGUUUAAGGAGCUCCUGGCAUAUGGGCCAGAUUCCGAAGGACGCCAGCAGCUGUACCAGAGCUGCAUUCAGGACAUAGCAGACCAGUCAGCAACUACAUUGGGCAGCCUCUGGUGCUUGUCAAUGGCAAUCCGCUCCGCGGUUGUUAUGGAACUUCGUGUCUUGACGGAGAAGCACGACCUGACGAGACUUAUCGUUACUGAGCUAGAGCACGCAAUCAAGGUCGGACGAGCUGCCGGCGUUCAGACGGUUCUCUGGGGCGCCAUCAACCAACCUCGCAGGGACUUCAUCACCAACAUCAUCCAGGUUGAACCCCAAACAAUCACCAAGGAGCUGGGGAUAAAGCUCUGGGACAUGCUGGUCGGCCCGCGGUCACUAUCGCUUGAGGAUAGGAGAGCAGGAUGGGGUAUCUUGAACAAUCUUAACCGGAAGCUCAACCUCGCCAACCCCUUUCUCCAAACGUGCUUGUCUCAAUACCUCCCAACUCUCCCUUCCGAAUAUUUCUGCGACGGCAUGCUGGAGUUUCUCCGGGCGGAAAUUCUACCGCGUCUCAACGAGAAAGCCGACCUAGCCCUUGACGACCAUGAUAUGGUUGCUGAGAGCGGUAUUGAGCAAUUGUGGCGCUUGAUCCUCGAGACUGAGGAUGGAUCUCUCGUUGAUCGAUCAGUACGGACGCUUGCAAUCGAUAUCUAUGUUGAAAGCCGGCAUAUGGCCACCAGCCCGCUUCAGCGAACACGACUGAUCCACAUGGCUCUAGUCAACCGAUGCCUACAGCAGCUAAAGGAUGCCGCGCGGAAAAUCAAGAGCUCUAACGAUGGAGCGACGAGCGGCGAGGAUGAGCCCAUGUCAACUGUUGCAACGGAUGAGCAAAUCCAGCAGCAGGAGAGGAUCUUCAUUCGAUCCUUGAGACUAUUGCGGCAUAUACUGGAGGCCCAUCAAUCAAAACCUCUUCUGUCGGCCCCUGACCUGAGAACGUUGAUCCCCCAAACCCCCUAUGAGGUGCAAGGCGACUCGGCUGAGCUCAAAUACCAGUCUUUUGAUGGGGAUGAACAGACUGAUAUCAAGCCACUCGCAAUUGGGAAGCUCAACACCGCUGCGUCGUUACUUGCCAGCCUGAGACAAGAGACAGGCUUCGAGAACUACAGAGUUUAUUACAAAGGACGACCUUUUCUUCCUAACGAGCACGAAAUCUGCAAGUCUUUGGAGGAUCUGCGUGUCCACGAGGGUCUCAUGCUGGUCAAACGUGAGGAAGCAGGCCCAGCCCCUUCUGGUCGAGUGAAGCCAGGUGCCUCUCCCCUCGAGGUAGAAAUCUCGGCGCACUUUGACGAGAUGUUCGAGUACCUCAGCAUGGAGGAGCCACUCGCACAAGAGAUUUACCACUUUCUCGUGAAACUCCCCACAGAUGGUCAUCUCUUGAAGUCAAUUGACAGCAACACAACCUCGUAUCAGCAAAUCUUUCCUCCGGGGCAGCCGUACAAGUCACUCUACGCUGUGCACACGCUUCUGGAGUACAUUGAAGCUGCUUUUCACGGGCGCAUCGACAAUGAAGAUCCCAAGGAUGACUUAACUGACCCUAAUCAAUCCUCCGCGUAUACCAAAGCUCUAAAGACGGGCAUUUCCUUUGCCACUCAGGCAAUCUCGGACAAAAAUGUCUUCGAUCAGGCUUCUGUGAGCCUGCGCCUGAAACUCACCGGCACAUUGAUACACGCAUUCCGACGGCUGCUGGAUAAUAUGCUACGGUCCACUGGAACACUUGCUGGCUCGAGCAUGGUCACAGAGCUCUACACCCCAGGACGACCAGUCAGUACGGACAUCGUUAUCGUGCCUGAACCAGCUCGGCUCGUUGAAAUCUUGACAUGCGCCAUAGAUUCCCCCGGCGAUGCUUCUCCAGUGAUUGCCGGAACACUUGCCCUCACACUCCGCCUGAGCAUAAUCAAUGGUGCAUUCUGGGCAAAGCUCAACACAAACCCCGAUUUUGUGGCUUUACUGCAUCGUGCUCUGCUUACUGAUCCAAGACCUGGGGUCAGAUCGCUUGUUGUGAAGCUCAUUGAGGAGCUUGUCUCGAUGACAGGCCACACACAGCCGUUGGACAGGUCAAACGAGUCAUCCUUAAAUAAUCCGGACGACAUCUUUGUGGCCUUGGUCUCAUACUUUUGGGGUGUUGUCAGCGACCUUGUGCUGCAGAUAGCCGGGUAUCCGGACCAGUGUGAAGAUUUCUUUAGGCUGACGUACGUCUUGCUGAUGCGAUUGAAGGCUCGAUCGCCAGGCGUGUUAGAUCUCCCAAGGCUUGCCUCUCAGGUCAGCCAGCUCUUACUCGCCCAUACAUCAACUGAAGCCAUUGGGUCUUCGGCUGGAGAGGACUCAUUUGCGAAAGGCCUCGCAACAGUUCUACAUAUUUGCCUGCAACUUGACCCCUCGGUUGCCCAAUCCCCGCAGUUGCCAGCGGAUUUGCCCUUGUCACUGUUCUGGAAGCAGCUGUAUCCCCCCAAGCGCAGUCUGAGCGAGCAGCCCAUCCCCAGGGUGGUUCUCCACAGUGAAACGAGAGCGAAGCUCUGUGACAUUCUUUUCCAUCUCGUGAAGCACGAUCCAGAAAAGACCAAGGGCCUGUUGGAAUCUCUUGAGAGUCUCGUGCCCUUCUACGAUGAUGACGAUGACGGCAUGUCUUGCGCCAUAUCAACCUCGCACCCGCUGACAUCCAAACCAGAUGAACCAUAUCUUUACGAGCUCCCGUAUCAAUUUGAGCGCCUGCGAGCGCUGCGGGCACCAUGUGGUUACGCUGGUCUGCUAAACUUGUCGAACACAUGCUACCUCAAUUCAAUCCUGGCGCAGCUUUUCAUGAACACGGGAUUCCGACAAUUCAUCCUGAACUCGAAACUUCAUGAUCCCGCCGACGGCCAAGAACUCAUGUUCUACACCCAAAAGCUGUUUGGCUUCAUGCAGGAAAGCUACCGUCGCUUUGUUGACCCCACCAAUCUUGUCAGUUCAAUCAAGACCUACGAUGACACCCUCAUCGACAUUCACAGUCAAAUGGACGUGGAUGAGUUCUACAACCUACUCUUCGAUCGCUGGGAGGGACAGUUUCACAGUCACGAAGAGAAGAGGAAACUCAAGUCUUUUUACGGUGGUCAACUCGUGCAGCAAGUAAAGUCAAAGGAGUGUGAGCACAUUUCUGAGCGACUUGAGCCAUUCUCUGCGAUUCAAUGCGACAUCAAGGGCAAAAACACGCUGGAAGACAGCCUUCAGGCUUAUGUGGAUGGCGAGAUCAUGGAAGGGGACAACAAGUACAAGUGUUCAACGUGCGACAAACACGUUGAUGCUGUCAAGAGGGCGUGUCUGAAAGACAUCCCAGACAAUGUCAUCUUUCAUCUCAAGCGGUUUGACUUUAACCUCCGUACUCUCCAGCGAAGCAAGAUCAACGAUUAUUUCUCAUUCCCAGCACGUGUCAACUUGCGACCCUACACUAUCGAGCACCUCAGCAACCCGGAAAAUGACAUCGAGGAGGACAUCUUCGAACUGGUCGGUGUCCUCGUUCACUCGGGCACCGCUGAAUCCGGUCACUACUACUCGUACAUCCGUGAGCGCCCUUCCGCCCCAGGUCGCCAGACUUGGGUUGAGUUCAACGAUGAUAUGGUAACGGCAUGGGAUCCCUCGCAUAUGGAAAGCUCCACGUUUGGUGGCCCUGAUCAUCGUCCGUACGACACAAACGGCAUCAUCUACGACAAGACAUACAGCGCGUACAUGCUGUUUUACCAACGUGCCUCUUCUCUAAGAGCUGAGCAGGAGAGGAUGAUGAGCCUAGGCAUUCCAGGGCCUCUGCGAGUCAAUGUAGCUGACGAUCUCAAAGAUCACAUCAUGAGCGAAAACACAGUGAUCCUUCGCCGUCACUGUAUAUAUGAUCCUAGCAACCUCAGGCUCGUUCAGAUGCUAUUCCAGCAGACGAGACAGCUUUGUGGAAGCUGUCGCGAAGUUGACACGAGCCAGAACAUUGGCGAGUUCCUGAUUGAUCGCGCUCAAGAGCAUGGGCUUCAGGAUUUAGCCAUGCACACGUUGCUGAGCCACCUGGACCAGGUCGUCACAAGAGCAAAGGACAUGCCGGAUUUCCUCAGCUUCUCCAAGUUGAUCAGCGAUGCCAUCACUUCAUGCCACCAUUGUGCGUUUGCUUUCUACAGCUACUUUGAUCAACGGCAUGAUGCACUGCGCGCCCUCCUCCAACGGAACCCAGAAAUGGCAGUGCGCAACUUUGUGAGCAAGAUGUUCACUGUCGCUAUACACAAGAUUGCAAGAGGCUUGCCUCAUGUCUACGAUCCGCCGGUCCCAAAUAGUCCGAUCUCAGACCCUGAUGGAGACGAGAACAUUACCGAGGGUGCUGUUGCUCACCGUUCAGUCAUUGAUGGCGUGAUGCUUCUGUUCAAUCACCUAUGGAACUUCUUCCACAUCAACCUCAGAUCGUGGGACGACUACUUUGGGGCUAUUUUGGGCUUUGCAAAGCUGGGAAGCCGCGAAGUCGGAUAUGUUCUGGCCGCUAAUUACCUGGCGAGGCUUCUGCGUAUUAUCUCGGCAGAUCCAGCACAAGCCCUCACCGGAAACUAUCAAAGGAUGCUGCAGACUGUUCUCCGACGCAUCAACAACGCCAAACCGCCUUCCUACCUGUCGGUGAUCAUGCUGGUCGAUUAUCUUCUGCAGCAGCUGGAGCCGGAGCUGGGAACAGACGUCAUUGUUGAAGACGCGGCUGAGCGACUGGAGCGGAUGGAACGGCCUUUCACCUGGACAUCGGAAGAGGUACAACUCGUGCACACCAGUCUGGACGAUACUCACGGCAGCCAUUUCGUGGAGAAGCUACUGGGGAUCGACCAAGCGACCCGUCCAACCGACGACAUUAUCCGAUUCCUGACCGGGAUCGGCUCAACGAUGGAUGGCAAGAUACUGGCCACGUUGAAGCGAUGCAUCAGGGGUGAGACGUCAACUCAAGCCAUGGACCCGUUCCUGCGGGCAGCCGGCGCCUACAUUGAGAGUACCGAGCAACUCGACUUUGCCACAAAGAUGAUUCAGCAUGUGUACACGCAAGCCAAAAGCCUGCAAAACACCGAGGGGGUAUACUUUGUUCGCUUCUUCGAAACAGCACUGUCACUCGAGCGGUCGGAAGGGGAGUUCGCGAGGACCAUCAGGAGUCUCAGUCUCCGUCUGGUGCCAAACUGGACACCCCAUCUCCUAGCAUAUCAGGAAAGCACCGUGCGAGCAGCCACAGAGAAUUUCCUAGACCGCGAGUUGUUCCAGGCCUUGCAAAGCGACUCGAUCGCUGAGCGAGACCCGGAGGAUCGGGAAGAGAUCAAGCUGACGGUCAGACAAUUGGGCCUUACGUGUUUGGGGCAUCUCGAGGAGCAUCACGUCCGAAGGAGAGCACACCUGGGGCGAGACAUUGCAGGCUCGUUCUCGCGCGUGAUUGAGUCAUGCGCCAAGUCUAUCGAAAGUGAUCCCGAGAAACAAGACGAUGUCGACACAGAGUUUAUGGCCUUGCAGCGCGAGGUGUUGGAUCCCCUCCGCAGGCUGAUCGUGGAUGACAUGGAGGAAGACGGGUCCGACUGGGAAGGAUCCUGUGGAUCAUCAGACCAGAUUGACGACCUGGUGGAGAUGAACAUUACAGGACUGAACGAGAUGAACGACGUGGAACUGGCUUGA
Messenger RNA from Fusarium falciforme, 7890 nucleotides. Its product is annotated as Ubiquitinyl hydrolase 1. Gene Ontology annotation, cellular component: nucleus; cytosol. Gene Ontology annotation, biological process: protein deubiquitination. NCBI's taxonomy places the organism in Eukaryota, Fungi, Ascomycota, Sordariomycetes, Hypocreales, Nectriaceae. Bases 1 to 7890 code for a protein of 2629 amino acids. The transcript has 10 exons. The record is from RefSeq and is a predicted model, not a curated record. Gene Ontology annotation, molecular function: cysteine-type deubiquitinase activity; cysteine-type endopeptidase activity.